CCGCGCUCUAAUGCCACUUCGUCAUUUUUUCAGUCGCCAUUGUUCUCGUUCUCGGCCGUCGAAUUUGUGAAAAUAAUCACAUUUCCCUUAAAAUUCGCUGCAAUAAAUACAAAAGCGAGUUAUUAAAAUACAACACAAAACAAGUGCAAACGCAGUGCGUGACAGAUUGAAGCGCAAGUCGAGCAAAAACGGUGACAACAGCAGUCAGUGUGAAAACCAGGGGCAAAAAUCGAAUAUUUGUUCGUGGCAACUACAUAUUCUUGUGAAAAGGCCAGAAAAUGUCAUCUGUGAAUCCGGAAUACGAUUAUCUCUUUAAACUGUUGCUGAUUGGCGAUUCGGGCGUUGGAAAGUCCUGUCUGCUGCUGCGAUUUGCCGAUGACACAUAUACAGAGAGCUAUAUCAGCACAAUCGGAGUAGACUUCAAAAUUAGGACUAUAGAACUGGACGGGAAAACCAUUAAGCUGCAAAUCUGGGAUACUGCUGGCCAGGAGCGCUUCCGUACCAUCACGUCUUCAUACUAUCGAGGUGCUCACGGCAUCAUCGUCGUCUACGACUGCACGGACCAGGAGUCCUUCAACAAUGUGAAGCAGUGGCUGGAGGAAAUCGAGAGGUACGCUUGCGAGAACGUCAACAAGCUGCUUGUGGGCAACAAGAGCGAUUUGACCACCAAGAAAGUCGUCGAUCAUACCACAGCUGCGGAGUAUGCUGCUCAGUUAGGCAUUCCAUUCCUUGAAACUUCGGCCAAGAGUGCCACAAACGUGGAGCAGGCCUUCAUGACGAUGGCGGCCGAGAUCAAGAAUCGCGUCGGGCCACCGUCCAGCGCCACCGACAACGCUAGCAAAGUGAAAAUCGAUCAAGGACGUCCAGUGGAAAACACCAGAUCCGGUUGCUGCUGAAUAACUCUGAUUGUGAAUCAUUAUUUUAUUAUAAAAUUAAACAAAAUUUAAAUAUAAUAAAUUAAAACGGAAACCACAAUAAUAGUGAAACAAAAACAAAAAAUGGCGAGACCACAAAAUCGUAAUUAUAAUACCUAAUUCAGUAAUAACAAUAAUGAAUGAAGAGUAGUGCGUUUGUAUGAUCCUAACCGUGAUCCGAUUCGAUUAACACAUUAAGCAAAAAUGUAAUAGCCGACAAUGUGGCCGACAAAAUUCAGACUCCAGAUAACCUCCAGAAUACACAUUCACACAAACCAAACAAAUCGUACACACUAGCCGCAUGACUAGCAGGAUACUGAUACUAACCGUCUUUCUGAUUUCAGCAGUUCUGUUCAUAAGUAGUGCAAAGCAAGCAAACAAACGGUGUAGCAAUUAAAUUAAUAUUAAAUCUAACCUACAGUAAGAGUUACUUAUCACAGCAGCGCGAAACAAUACGAUAUGUAUGUACUAUUAAUACAAAACUGCAUCGCAUUAACUGAACGGAGUCGAAGUCGAUGGCAACGGCUAGCGAGAGCAAUUAUAUUGUACUGUGUCAGCUACUACUUACAACUAUGUAUACAUAUGUAUGUGUUUAAAUUACAAAUACAAUUUUCUAAACAUAUUAUCUCUAGCGAAUGUGCUCGCCACUUGUCUCUGUCAUAUGAAAUUUUAUGUAAAUCGAAGGAAACCAAAACCGAACGAACAUUUUUAGAAUCCGAUUGUGUGUUUGUAUUUUCGUGUGACGUAAGGGAUUUGUUUAGGCACAUAAUUAGUGUAAUAAUGACGACAUAGCGAGAUGAAGUUUAAUAAAAAUUAUUGCGUGAGCGUAAA
Messenger RNA from Drosophila bipectinata, 1745 nucleotides. RefSeq names its product RAS oncogene family member Rab1 (gene Rab1). NCBI's taxonomy places the organism in Eukaryota, Metazoa, Arthropoda, Insecta, Diptera, Drosophilidae. Gene Ontology annotation, biological process: vesicle-mediated transport. Gene Ontology annotation, molecular function: GTP binding; GTPase activity. The record is from RefSeq and is a predicted model, not a curated record.